GUAUAAAAAGACUAAGUAUUUCAAAAUUUACUUCUGAAUGUUUCUUUAGUUCCUCAUUUGCAAAAUUAGCUUACAGUCUGAAGCAGGUCACUAGGAAUGCUGCGUGUCUGCUCUGCGCUGGGUUUGUAAAGAAACGGUUGGCCUCAAGUACCAGUUUUGCUCAUGGGAGGAACACAUGAGGAAGCCUGUUUGCAUGGAUUACAUGCCAGCAGGCCCCCUGCUGGACAUCACAGUCGGGGAGAUAGAAGAGGCACAUUUGCCACACUGGAUCUGUGUCGAUCAAAGCUCUACAAUUUCAGCCAUGUUUGCAGUUCUACAUGUGGACACCUGUGGAGAUUGUAUGGAACAAGUGUCUGAAGUGACACCAUCCCACGUCAAGUUACUCCAGCCAACUUUCUCACCAAUAGGUGUCAUGAUCUGGAAAAAACUAGGCUUUUCAGUAAAAGCUGACUAUGAUGCGUUAAUCUACAAGAGUUCAAAAAAAGAGUUCCUCACAUUGGAUGUUUACCUGCUGCCACCUGAUCCUGCCUUAAAACAGGAAGUGGAACAAAGGCAAAACUCCUGGGUAUCAGUAAUAAUACCAAAACCAGGCCCAGGAAGCCCCCUUCAAGUGGGACAUGAUUUCAUCCUCAGAACAGACAAGGCAGCUGCAAAGAUUCAACCCAAAGUACAGUAUGGUUUCAGUAGUUUUAACAGGGCUGUUCACAUUGACAAUAAACAUAUUGUUACAUUAUCACUUUUUAAAUUAUCCACAGUCACGACAACUCAGCUACGACGGCAGAAAUGUAUCUGAGGUGUUCUUCAGAAAAGCAGACGAUGACUUUACCCUCGAGCUUACAAGUGAGUAGGACACUGUCUGGACCUGCACUAUUCAUAAAGGUCAGUGCUUUUAAAUUAUUUCAAACUUAAUAACUGAAUGGCUAUAAAUGGAGGGAGAAAACAUUUCAUCAGAUAAAUAUCCAGUAACUAAUCAGAAUUAUAAUCUGUAUUUUAUUUCAGGGGACUACUACAAUCAAAGCAUCAACUAUAACCAAGGUAAGAAAAUUCAUUUAAUAUACAGUAU
Messenger RNA from Monopterus albus (swamp eel), 1063 nucleotides. RefSeq names its product NACHT, LRR and PYD domains-containing protein 1-like. The record is from RefSeq and is a predicted model, not a curated record. The transcript has 3 exons. NCBI's taxonomy places the organism in Eukaryota, Metazoa, Chordata, Actinopteri, Synbranchiformes, Synbranchidae. The coding region runs from base 176 to 793 and encodes 205 amino acids.